AAAGAAAAAUACUUUGCUUCGUAGUUGAAGACAAGCCUGAAAAUCCCUAAACCAAAACCUCUCUCUCUCUGUCUUCUCCUCUGAGAGUACUCUCACUCAUUUUCCCAAGGCGAUGAGUAUCCCAAUGGAGCUGAUGUCAAUCAGAAACCCUAACUCAACCUUCCUCCACAGGCCUCACUCUCAUCCCCCCGCCACGCUUCGCUCUCUCCGUUUCCAACACCUUCCUAACCAACGCCACCAUCUCACCUCUCCAUCUCUCGUUUCUUGUACUGGUCUACGUCUCCGGUUUACCUCAGAUACCAAGCUUAACCGCUCCUUCGUCGCCUUCGCCGCUUCCCACGAGGAUUCGGAGCCAUCAGAUGUUGAGGUGGAGAAGGAGAAGAGUGUAGUAGACGGUGAUGACAAUGAUAGUACAUCUCAGGAAGCGUGGAAGCAAACCCUUGCGUCUGUCAAAGAGCAGGUCUCGAAGAUUCAGAGCGUGUCCUCGGAAGCCUACAAUGUGAACUCCCAAAAGGCGAUGACCAUUUUGAAAGAUACUUCCGAGCAGCUUAGGAUUCAGGCGGAGAAGGCCAAAGAGGAGUUGGGGACAAAGGCUAAAGAGGUUGGGGAGGAAGGUAGAGAGUAUAUUUUGAAAGCAGCGGAGGAGUCUCCUUCUGAUGUGAAGGAGAUCGUUGAAGCUUUCUCUUCCACUGAGGAUCUGAGGGAUGUGUCGAGAACUCAAGAUUUUCAUGUUGGGAUACCUUAUGGUCUGCUUUUGUUUGUGGGUGGGUUUCUUUCAUUUAUGAUAUCUGGAAGCAUUCCUGCUAUCAGGUUUGGUGUCAUUCUUGGUGGAGCUCUUUUUGCACUGAGCAUGGCGAGUCUAAAGGCUCAGAGGCUUGGAGAAUCAUCUGCAAAGUUCUUAAAAGGACAGAUGGCUAUAGUGGCAAUCAUAUUUUUGAGAGAGUUGAAGUUGGUGCUUUUUCAGAGAUCUACGUUCAUGGGGUUUUUGACCACCCUUACGAGUGGCGGUGUGUUGGCGUUUUAUGGGUACAAGUUGGUGAGCAACAAAGAGAAGGGCCCAAACAAAGAACAAGGUGGAGAAGAAGAUGAAACAAGCGAAGGGUUUGCAAGUAGAGAAGGAUAGAGAAAUGGUAACAUGAGCAUCAUACUCUGUUAUAGUGAUAUCCGAACUCUAUAUUCUCUCUUUUAAGUUUGUGUACAACUUUUGUGAUCAAUCAUCUUUUCUAAACUUC
Brassica napus (rape) is the source of this 1232-nucleotide messenger RNA. Its product is annotated as protein FATTY ACID EXPORT 3, chloroplastic-like. The transcript has 6 exons. Bases 113 to 1123 code for a protein of 336 amino acids. The record is from RefSeq and is a predicted model, not a curated record. Lineage: Eukaryota; Viridiplantae; Streptophyta; Magnoliopsida; Brassicales; Brassicaceae. Gene Ontology annotation, cellular component: membrane.